AUGGACGACUCCCAACUUCAGUGCAUCAUCUGCAACAAGCAGCCCACCUUCAGCGACACUUCUCACCUGUUGACCCAUGUGGCUUCCAAGGCUCACCUGGCCAACAGAUUCGCGCUGGAGGUUCGCAAGGCGACCGACAAACGUGCUGCCAAGUUGCUGGAAGCAUACGAUCGCUGGCACGCCGCUAACAACCUGGACAAAUUGCUGUCUGCUCGCCUCGCCUCCAAGGAACAACGCCGGAAGAGGAAGCCGGAGAACACUGCGAUGCACUUGAAUGCGCGGGCCAUACAUGAACCAGUAUCCACUAACGGGCCCAUUGGCUCAAACACCCUCGCCGCUCUUCCCGGUUCGGAUUGCAUCGACCCACGCUUGGCUAGCUCUUACGAUGGUACCCAUGAGAAAAACGCGAUUUCUCCUGUCACUCCCACUACCUGGACUGCGAUCAACAGCAGCCGAAAGACUCGAUCAGGUCCGAUCCGCCGAUCGAUGCGAUCUUCGGCGAGUGCAAGUUUGAAUGAGACGAAGCUGAAGAUUGAGCCUAACUCGAACAUUCAAACCCUCGCAACGUACCCCGUAACUCCCACGCAGCCUCGACGCAAGAAGGCCGCAGAGGAAAUUACAUGGGUUUCGGGCCUGGAGACUCCCGAACCCAUUGUCGACUCCAUCCCCCGUACCCAGGCAUCGGGCAACGUUGGAAAAGAGAAGCAGACUCGAGCCCGUGCCGACGAAGUUGCACGACUCAAAGGUGUAUAUUGGCCCGGCAUGGACUGCUUUGAUGCAGCUACGGAUCAUAUGCGUCGCCGCCGCAACCAGAAGAAGGAUGGUACUGUGCUGAAGCAGAUGGAGAUUGGCUCCCUGCUCGUGGAGCCUACUGAAUUGGUCUUCUCUUCUUCGGGAAACUUACUCAAGGAACGUGUCAUUACGGGGAAUGUCGAGGAGAACAGUCCAUUGAAAGGAGAAACCCCAGUCCCUCGCCGCCGCCAGAACCGUUCCAAGAACGUCUUGGCGCCCAAGGACCUCAAUGUCCCCCGCCCUGCGGACCGGACUCGACAGAGCCUUGCUGCACAGAACGCCCGCAAUGUCACUGGCGUUGGAUCAUCCAUUCAGAACCAGUCAUCUCGUCAUCGUGGCCUGAUGGGUUCCCACAAAGCUCAAACUUCUUACGAUGGCAAGUUUGACAUGACCAUCAAUGCAUUUGGCAAGCGAGCUAGGAGUGCCUUUGACGUAUUUUCCGACGAGGAAGACAACAACCAAACCUACCCCAGCGACAGCAUGAAUGAGACACCCAAAGGACAAAUUGACACGCUGACCCCCACUCGCCUUCUGUUGGACCGAAAGCCAGCCCCCCGCGGAGCUCGCCCCUCAAAGAUUGCUCGCACAACAGCCGAUAAAGAGAACAUCGAGCCUAUUUUGAAUUCUCGUGGCCGAAUUGGCUCUGGCAUCGGUCUUCCCGGCUGGCACUCUUCAUUCGCCAAGCCUGCGGUAGGCCCCGGUGGCUUUGGCCCUCAUUACCUCAAUGAGCACUCGCUCCCUGGUCUCGGCGGCUCCUUGAAUGACAUUGACAUUACUGGAUACCGAUCAAACCCCUUGUUUGCCAAUCCCAGUGCCUAUGGUAACCAACUCAAACAGCAGUACGGAGACAAGCACGAUGAGUGGUCUUCAACUGUAGAUAUCGCCGCUUCGGAGGAGACUGUCCCCGAGGAAGAUUUCGAGUUCCCUGGGGUCUACUUGAUCUCUUCGACCGACUGA
Messenger RNA from Penicillium salamii, 1749 nucleotides. NCBI's taxonomy places the organism in Eukaryota, Fungi, Ascomycota, Eurotiomycetes, Eurotiales, Aspergillaceae. The record is from the annotation of a GenBank genome assembly.